Messenger RNA from Oenanthe melanoleuca, 3616 nucleotides. RefSeq lists its product as uncharacterized. NCBI's taxonomy places the organism in Eukaryota, Metazoa, Chordata, Aves, Passeriformes, Muscicapidae. Gene Ontology annotation, cellular component: cytoplasm. Gene Ontology annotation, biological process: negative regulation of endopeptidase activity. The record is from RefSeq and is a predicted model, not a curated record. The coding region runs from base 111 to 2708 and encodes 865 amino acids. The transcript is spliced from 15 exons. Gene Ontology annotation, molecular function: serine-type endopeptidase inhibitor activity.
CAAAUUAUUUUCUGUGUGAAGUCAAGAGAAACUUGUUUGAGGAAGUCCCUAUCAAAUUCCAGUUGUACCUGAUCACCUCAAAAGAUGUCACACUGUGUAGGCUCAGCAGCAUGGAAAGCCUGUGUGCAGCAAACACGACUUUUGCACUGGACCUGUUAAGAAAGCUGUGUGAGAAGAAAAGUGGUCAGAAUGUGUUCUUUUCACCCUUUAGUAUUUCUUCUGCUUUGUCUAUGGUUUUGCUGGGUUCAAGAGGUAGCACUGAAGCCCAAAUACAAAAGGUGCUUUCUCUGCACAACACCCAGGAUGCUCACAAUGGCUAUCAAUCCCUUCUGUCCAAAAUUAAUGAUCCAAACACCAGAUACAUCCUGAGAACUGCGAACCGGCUCUAUGGAGAAAAGACAUUUGAGUUUCUCAGAUCAUUUACAGAGUCGAGUCAGAAAUCCUACCAUGCUGGCCUAGAACAGAUGGACUUCCUGCAUGCUUGGGAGGAUGCCAGGAAACAAAUCAAUGGCUGGGUGGAGGAGAGGACUGAAGGUAAAAUUCAGAACCUGUUGGCAGAGGGGAUAGUGAAUUCUCUUACCAGACUUGUGUUAGUGAAUGCCAUCUAUUUCAAAGGCAACUGGAAAGAGCAGUUCAACAGACGGAGUACCAGAGAAAGGCCAUUCCACAUUAAUAAGAAUGAAACCAGACCUGUGCAGAUGAUGUUCAAGGAGGCAGAUUUUAACAUGACCUACAUUGGGGACAUCCAGACCAAAAUCCUUGAGCUGCCCUAUGUGGGUAAUGAACUGAGCAUGAUCAUCCUGCUCCCUGAUGCCAUCCAGGAUGGAUCCACAGGCUUGGAAAGACUGGAAAGAGAACUUACAUAUGAGAAGCUGAUGGAUUGGAUUAGACCUGAAAGAAUGAACUCUACAAACAUGUGGGUGUCUUUACCCAGAUUUAAACUGGAAGAAGAUUACAAUCUUAAAACUAUUUUAACAAACUUGGGAAUGCCAGAUGCAUUUGAUAAAGAGAAGGCAGACUUCUCAGGAAUGUCAUCUGGGAAUGGGCUGGUGCUGUCUGAAAUGGUUCACAAGUCCUUUGUGGAAGUCAAUGAAGAAGGCACUGAAGCAGCUGCAGUUUCGAUGAUGUGCUGUGAACUUAUGGAAGUUCCAGAAUUCACUGCUGACCAUCCCUUCCUCUUCUUCAUCCGGCACAACAAAACUCGCAGCAUUUUGUUCUGUGGCAGAUUUUGCUGUCCUGUGUGGCGGGAGUUGAGCACCCCUGUGGCAGAGCCCCGGGCGGUGUCGCUGCCCCGGGCCAGGCGGGCGCUGUCCCGCGGGUGUCGCCGGCCGGGCGGGGCUCGGCCGCGCUGGGGCUGCGCGGGGCGGGAGGGGAGCGGGGCAGCCUCCGGCCUGUGCCCGCCCUCGGGGCAUCCUUCGGCAGCGGGGCGGCAUCGGCAGCGCCGGCGGAGAUUGUUCCUGGGCUGCCGGAACCGCAGCGCUUGUGGGCAGCGUGAGGCAAAGUUCUUCAGCCGAAUCCUCCCAGCCCAGCUGGCAGGUUCAAAACCCAGCGUGCACACACUCAGCAGCAUGGAAAGCCUCUGUGCAGCAAACACGACUUUUGCACUGGACCUGUUAAGAAAGCUGUGUGAGAAGAAAAGUGGUCAGAAUGUAUUCUUUUCACCGUUUAGUAUUUCUUCUGCUUUGUCUAUGGUUUUGCUGGGUUCAAGAGGUAGCACUGAAGCCCAAAUACAAAAGGUGCUUUCUCUGAAUAACACCCAGGAUGCUCACAAUGGCUAUCAAUCCCUUCUGUCCAAAAUUAAUGAUCCAAACACCAGAUACAUCCUGAGAACUGCGAACCGGCUCUAUGGAGAAAAGACAUUUGAGUUUCUCAGAUCAUUUAGAGAGUCGAGUCAGAAAUCCUACCAUGCUGGCCUAGAACAGAUGGACUUCCUGCAUGCUUGGGAGGAUGCCAGGAAACAAAUCAAUGGCUGGGUGGAGGAGAGGACUGAAGGUAAAAUUCAGAACCUGUUGGCAGAGGGGAUUCUGGAUUCUCUGACCAGACUUGUGUUGGUGAAUGCCAUCUAUUUCAAAGGCAACUGGAAAGAGCAGUUCAACAGACGGAGUACCAGAGAAAGGCCAUUCCACAUUAGUAAGAAUGAAACCAGACCUGUGCAGAUGAUGUUCAAGGAGGCAGAUUUUAACAUGACCUACAUUGGGGACUUCCGGACCAAAAUCCUUGAGCUGCCCUAUGUGGGUAAUGAACUGAGCAUGAUCAUUCUGCUCCCUGAUGCCAUCCAGGAUGGAUCCACAGGCUUGGAAAGACUGGAGAGAGAACUUACAUACGAAAAGCUGAUGGAUUGGAUUAGACCUGAAAGAAUGAACUCUACAAACGUGAGGGUGUCUUUACCCAGAUUUAAACUGGAAGAAGAUUACAAUCUUAAACCUAUUUUAACAAACAUGGGAAUGCCAGAUGCAUUUGAUAAAGAGAAGGCAGACUUCUCAGGAAUGUCAUCUGGGAAUGAACUGGUGCUGUCUGAAGUGGUUCACAAGUCCUUUGUGGAAGUCAAUGAAGAAGGCACUGAAGCAGCUGCUGCCACAGCAGUGAUGGUGUACUACUGUGCUCUUGUGGAAGUUCUGGAUUUCACUGCUGACCAUCCCUUCCUCUUCUUCAUCCGGCACAACAAAACCCGCAGCAUUUUGUUCUGUGGCAGAUUUUGCUGUCCCUAAGCAGCAGAUACCUUGGCAGCAAAGGUGCCAUCACACAAUAAAUUUACAUUUCUCAGGAACAAGGUCACUUCUUUUGCACUAAUUGUCACUUUCAGCUGUGCCUGAAUCCUCUUGUGUAGUGUUGAUCUUGGGCCUGGCAGGAAUAUCCGAGCUACUCAGACAAGCACAGGACAUGCCAUGUCCAUCCUGUCUUGCACCUGGGUGCAGAGAUCUCCAGGUUCUUGCUAACACAAGAACCAUCCCACUUGCUCUGUGAGUGCUGCUUCUGUGCUGGACUUCACUUGUGGUGUCCAGCAGGCAGAGUCAGGCAGUGAGAGCCCAUGGGAGAGGAGAAGUUCCUUUUGCUUGUGACAAGGCUGGAGGACAUUUGUAGCUUCCCUCACCUUUUACCUUGCAGGCUCAUCCAUUUAGUGCCUGGAUACAUUGCCUGGAGCUGAAAGGAGUUAAUGGCAGCCUGUUCUAGGUAUUGCUGAGCAUCAUUUAUAGAUGUGUGUCUUUGGCUAGUAACUGGAGAAGCACUUAGGGAAAAAUGAGAACCAAAGUAUACUUUUGUACCAGAUGUCCCUAUGAGGUAUUUGUGGGGCAAGUACCUUUGCAUCAUCAGCCCAAGACACCUGGGUUUAUUUCAUGUCACCUGGGUCUGGUCCUUUAACAGAGAAUGUAAUAGAAGGUCCCUAUGCAAUAUUAGAAGGAGAAAGCCUUGAUUAUUCAUAUAUAUAUAUAUAUAUAUAUAUAUACAUAUAUGUAUAUAAUAUUUUUGGCUGCUGUUGUUUGUCCUAUGAAUAUUUUCUUAGACACCUUAGUUCACCUGUAUCAUACCAAAGACUCAGCUGCUACAGCUUUCCUUGCACUGGGGUGUGUUCUGCGGGUGCUGUUCCUGGAAUAAUAAAAGAAGUGUAAUGGCUGCA